Molecule: messenger RNA, 1668 nt
Organism: Pseudomassariella vexata
Lineage: Eukaryota; Fungi; Ascomycota; Sordariomycetes; Amphisphaeriales; Pseudomassariaceae
Product: general substrate transporter
Exons: 4
Coding region: 1-1668 (555 amino acids)
Biological process (GO): carbohydrate transport; transmembrane transport
Cellular component (GO): membrane
Molecular function (GO): carbohydrate:proton symporter activity
Source: RefSeq, a predicted model, not a curated record
AUGUCCAAUGACGACCCCACGCAACUGCAAGCCAUCACAGACGGCGCUCGAAAGGCAGCCGAGGAAGAGAAGGAUAUGACCUUCAAGCGAGGGUGUGUCACUCACUGCAAAGCUCUGGUCUGGUCUGUACUCUUCACAAGCGCCAUCAUCAUGGAAGGCUUUGACCUGGCAUUGAUUGCCGGCUUCUAUGCUUUCCCAGAAUUUCAGGUGGAAUUUGGAGAAUUAUCGCCCAAGUCAAAAAAUUGGCCCCACAGAGAAGUACCGCCGGCAUGGCAAACGGCGCUCUCAGCGGGUGCCCAAAUUGGCCAGAUCACCGGCCUCUUGAUGGCCGGCCUGAUUGCUCAGAAGAUCGGUUACAAGAGGACGAUGCUCGGCGCCUUGGCACUCAUGAUCGUUUUCAUUUUGAUCCCGUUCUUCGCCGAGAACAAGCCGGUACUUCUCAUUGGAGAGGUUAUGCAAGGCAUUCCCUGGGGCGUAUUCGAGACCAUGCCGAUUGCCUACGCCUCGGACGUCUGCCCCCAGGUGAUGAAGCCCUACGUGACAACCUAUGCCAAUGUUUGCUGGGUCUUCGGCCAGCUCAUCGCGGCCCUCGUGCUCCGAGGCUUCCUGAACGUGCGCGGCGAGUGGGCAUUCCGCAUCCCCUUUGCCUUGCAAUGGAUAUGGCCGUUGCCCAUCCUCGUCAUUGUGCUUCUUGCCCCUGAAUCGCCAUGGUGGCUUCAGCGAUAUGGCCACACGGAGGCCGCUCGGUUGUCUCUGCAGAGGACAACCAACUACAACGAAGAGAAGAUCAACAACAAGCUCGAGUGGAUCAAGCAUACCAUCCUGCAGGAGGCCAAUCGCAACGAUUCAAAGGAAGACGCACGCACGCUGAGGAGCUAUAUCAAGUGCUUCCGCGGUGUGGAUCGACGGAGAACCGAGAUCACCUGUGGCAUCUGGAUGGCCCAGGCACUAUGCGGAUCCAACUUGAUGGCUUUUGCCGCGUACUUUUUUACUCAGGCCGGCCUCCGCACUGAUCAAGCCUUCAACGUGCAAAUUAUCGCGCUGGUCCUUGGUGUGGCAGGAACCCUGCUUGCUUGGGUGCUCAUGAACCAUACUGGUCGACGUACAAUCUACAUCUGGGGCCUAUGGGUCCUUUUCCUAGUCCUGCUCGUCAUCGGCCUGCUCAAUGUCUUUAUACCACAAGAUGGAACAAAGAGAUCAGGACACGAGUGGGCCACUGCAAUCUUGCUGGCUGUCUACAUCGUCAUCUACGAUACAAGCGUCGGACCCUGCUGCUAUGCCAUGGUGACAGACAUAUGCUCAGUCGCACUGAAGGCACCAACAGUGGCGUUGGCACGAAUCUGCUACAACUUCUGCGGAAUUCUCAGCGUCGUACUGAACCCACAGAUGUUGAACCCCGGUGGCUGGAAUUGGGGUCCCAAAGCCACUUUGCUCUGGGCCGGCUCAUGCUUCCUGUGCUGGAUGUGGGCGUUCUGGCGACUGCCGGAACUCAAAGGCAGAACUCCUGGUGAACUGGACAUCUUAUUCCACGGCAAAGUCAAAGCCAGGAAUUUCAAGUCGACUCCUGUUGACCAGUUCAGCUCUGCGCAUCUCCAUGUCAAGAGCUUGCCCAGCGAGCCGAGCAGUCAAGAGAAGCUCUGUGACUCCGGAUCCAUCAAGCGAGGCUAA